GAGAGAGAGAGAGAGAGAGAGAGAGAGAGAGAGAGAGUUGUCUGACCGAACGAACACAGCGAGCGCAGAUCUGCGGGCAUAAACAAACGCGCGCUGCCUGUGUGUCUCUCUGUACCUGCCGCUGAAGAUACUUUAAUGGUCGCUGUUGGUUGAAUUAACCGGAUUAACUACACUAACCCCGUGCUGGCUCUGCUUGUUUUUAACGCGGACCUCCGACGAUAUCUAUGUAUUAUUUAGACUGAAUUAAGCCAAAAUGACGGAGCUAAGAAGGCGAGGUGGAGGAGGAGAUCCUGACAGCACAGAAAACAUCAGUGACAAGGAGGCAGAUGGUGAUGACAAGCUCUGUUUUCCCGGAGAGGCAGAAGGAGACACAGAGGGCGACUCCAAAGCGGACACACCAGACGUGCCACCUUCCACAGAUAACACUCCACAGUGUCUGAACAAAGCCCUGGAGGGCUUGUCAUCGAGAUGGAGGAACUGGUGGGUAAGAGGCAUAUUGUCAUUGACAAUGAUCAUUGGCUUUUUCCUCAUCAUCUAUUUGGGACCCAUCAUGCUCAUUUUAGUGGUCAUGGGUGUUCAAAUCAAGUGUUUUCAUGAAAUUAUAACCAUUGGUUAUAGAGUUUACCAUUCCUAUGAACUGCCGUGGUUUCGGACUCUUAGCUGGUACUUCUUGAUUUGUGUGAACUACUUCUUUUACGGCGAGACGGUUGCAGAUUAUUUUGCUCUCGUCCAAAGGGAGGAACCUUUGCAGUUCCUCGUGCGUUAUCAUCGCUUUAUUUCUUUUGCACUAUAUUUGGCAGGUUUCUGCAUGUUUGUGCUGAGUUUAGUGAAGAAACAUUACCGUCUGCAGUUUUAUAUGUUUGCUUGGACCCAUGUGACCUUGUUGAUUGUGGUGACUCAGUCACAUCUGGUCAUUCAGAACCUGUUUGAGGGAAUGAUCUGGUUCAUACUUCCAAUCUCUACUGUGAUCUGUAAUGACAUCAUGGCCUACCUGUUUGGCUUCUUUUUCGGAAAAACCCCACUGAUUAAGCUCUCCCCUAAGAAGACCUGGGAAGGCUUCAUUGGAGGAUUCUUUGCAACGGUGGUCUUCAGCUUCUUGUUUGCGUACCUGCUGUCCCAGUACCAGUACUUUGUAUGUCCGGUGGAAUACAACAGCGAGACGAAUCGUUUCGCUGUGGAGUGUGACCCCUCAAAUCUGUUUGUGAUGCAGGAAUACACGCUGCCUGCUGCGGUGCAGAAUGUGAUAAGAUGGAAAACCGUCAACCUCUACCCAUUUCAGAUCCAUAGUAUUGCACUCUCUUCGUUCGCCUCUCUGAUCGGACCAUUCGGUGGAUUCUUUGCCAGCGGCUUCAAACGUGCUUUUAAAAUCAAAGACUUUGCUGACACCAUCCCUGGUCAUGGAGGGAUCAUGGAUCGCUUUGACUGUCAGUACCUGAUGGCUACAUUUGUUCAUGUUUACAUAGCAAGUUUUAUCAGGGGACCGAAUCCCAGUAAGGUCUUACAGCAGCUGCUGGUCCUGCAGCCAGAGCAGCAACUCAGCAUCUUCAACACACUGCGUAAUCACCUGCGGGAAAAGGGUGUGCUGCCCCCUGCUGUGGCGGAGGCGCAAUGACGAAAAACCCACUGCAGACAAAACCAGUUUAUGUCUUGUUGACUGUGAUCACACAGGCACACUCCCAUCUAACUGUAAAUCAGCGGCUGAAGCUUCCAUAGAAACAUCCGAGAGUGCCGUGUGCUGCAAAUCUUACUCUCACUUUCACCCAUGAAAUAUUCAGUGAAUGGAAAUGGCCACAGGAGGGAGACAUUGUUUAGAAAAUCGGAGGUCUUCCAAACAACAAACAUGCAAAACAAAAGAACGAUGUUCAUGGUAAGUGAAUGUAUAGCACUUUACAGUGGGGUAACAUUGUUGCACUGAUUCUGAGAGUGAUUCUGUCCUUACGUAUGAGUGCUUUGUGACUGCAAUAACUCAUGGUGGUGACUUUGGAGAUUCAUAAUUGUCAUGGUUAAAUAAGCUUGAUUUAUAACACGGUCCUAAACUCAAACCAUUACAAAACAAGUUCGAAAACAGAAGCAUGUUUUAAGUCCUACUGUUACUGCUUAAAAUCGCCAUGUCCUUCUUUCCCUUCCACAAUGAAUGGGUUUGUGUGAGUGUCUUGUGUGUACAUAUCUCAUGUGUAUUAUUGUACACAGAUAAGAUAUAUUAGAUCAUAUAUAUAUAGAGAGAGAGAGAGAGAUUAUGUUAAUUGAAAAAUAUAUGACUUAGCAAAUUAUACAAUAGAACGUUAUGAAAUUAUAUGCAAGACCUAGACCUGUCUUAUUUUCCUCGAUCUAGCAUGAUUAAAGAGGUGGAGAAUGACUUGAGCGGAAAGAUGAUCUGUGAAUCUGCUGUGUUUACCCUACUCGAUCAUUCAUUUUAGUUGCACUGUAUCCAGAAGGGUCAACAGACUCCUUACUCUUUUGUUUUUAAUAUCAUCAAAUAUUGGUGCUUCAAGUAGCUAUGUGAUAUUUUAAAAGAUUGAAACAUGAGUAGUGAAUUAUUUUAGAAAUAGACACUUAUGUAAAUAUAUUUCUUGCAUUGUCCUCCCUGCUAUAUUGUUUUUACCAAAUGGAUUACCAAAUAAUAUGUACCAAAGCUUUUGCUGUAAAACAGUUAGUUCACAUGAAUCUAAACGUUGUCAAAUGGUACAACCUUACUUGAAGAACAAUAGAAUCCAACAGAGUUGAAACAUUUAGGAAAUUAGGUUUCUAUAAGGCACUACAUAUCAUCUUUACUCUUUGCCAAGCUUCUCGUGCAAUAACUUGUGAAUGGAUGUGUAAUGUCUGUGACUGUUGCCCCAAUUACACAUCAGUAGACCCACACAGAAUCUUCUGAUGAAAAUCUAUGCACCCGUUGAUAUUCACCACCCGUUGAGUGGUAUAAGACUCUGAAAAUCAAAAGGCUGUAUACAGAAAGUCAAAUUCUGUAAAUGGCUCUUACACCUUGCAUGUUUAAGAUUUUGGUUACUACUUUUAAUAAGCUUUCAGCUACCCGCAUAGCAAUCUCAGCCCAGAUAUUAAAUCCAUUCCGCAGUAGAUUCCAUGUGGGACCGCACAUUGAGGACUCAGUUUGGGACCAGUUGUUUAUUUUAAAAGCUAAAUUUCUGUGACCCGUCUUUAUUAAUUCCUCAGUAAGUUUACAUAUUCUUUUCCUGCACAAAUGCUACCCUAUAGGUUUGGCUCAAGCAGCUUUAGACAUGAUGCAUCCGUGUAAGAAUGUAGUUUGUGUAGUAAUUUAAACCCUAUCAGACCAAAAAGAGUAUGCACCUCCUCUGUCAGGUGUCUAGAGCUUGUUUUGUGGUUGUCACAAUUGUACAAAUUUUAAACUAUUUUUUUUUUUAGAGCUACUGUAUGACUUAAGUUAUAUGUUACCCAAUGUAUAAUGUUGUGCAAGCUUCUACUGUUACAAUGUUUAACAGCGAAUGGGUUUAACAGUUUAAUUUAAUCAUCGCAGUUUGUUUUUCAUUGUUUUGAAAAAAUUGAGAACCUUUAUUUAUGUGUCUGUGUUUGAUUUUCACAAUUGUUUUCCAAUUUAAAUCGUUAGGAUUUUAAUAGUAUGAACUUGCAAGACGUGAACUUGGCAGUACUGGGAAAAAUAAAGCUAGGUAAUUUAUUAUUAUCACUUGUUGAAUAAACUCUUUACUUUUAACCCAUUCUUAUGCUGGUCGCAUUCUUUACAUUAUUUUCAGGGUUACAUCAAAGUACAUCUGCAAGCCGUGAUGAGAGUUUAUUCUCUCUCUUUUUUUCAUUUGAACAAACAGAGAUGAUGUCCUUUUCUUUACAAAAAUGACCAAAACACAUUAGAGGAACUAUUAAUGUGAAGAGAGCAGAAACAGCUUUUUGGACAAGUGCGUUUUACAGUGUCACAUUGACAGUUAGUGUGGUUACAACAUUCAGAUGAAACACAAACAAUCACACAACAUAACAGACAGAACUCAAUUACAAAGCACAAAACACAUCUUAAAAUAGCUCACGCAUUUUGAUGUUCAAAGUUGUAUUGUUACAUGCUGAAUCCAGUCAUGUAAAGUGCAACAAAUACUUUUUUAAGGUGCUUUGGUGGUCCAUUUACAUUAAAUCAACCACAGAUAUUUUUUGACAAAAUUAAAACAUAGGUUAUUUAUGUAUUUCAUAACCUGAAGUGUGUUAUUUUGGAACUCCGUGCAUCUGUAUGACCAUUUUCUCCCACCAGAACCUGCUAAUGACAUGAAUCACAGCUUCUAUAGAUUCUCAGCCUUAAAAUAUGUAUAUGUAGUCAAAUUUCCAUUAGAUAAGGUUAAGAGCUCAACAUCUUAAAUAACAUUUAAACAAGAUAAUGAUCAAAAAGAGUACAAAGAACAUAACUGAUCAUGAACUCUGAAAUCUCUGACAACUGUAGUUAAUAUGAACUAAAUUGAACUAACGUAUGAACAUUAAAAAUGAUAUACAAGAUCAAUAAAAUAUGUACAUAUAACAAACCUUUCAGCAUGCUAGUAAAACAAAAUGAGGCUACAAAUAAACUAUUUUUAUGAUGGCUUUGUGUAUAUCUGUAAGAUAAAAAAUGAUUUCUCUUCAACACUCCAGAUGACCACUGUCCUGAGAUCAGUAAAGACCCUGUAGCUCUCACACAUCCUUAUCCGUUCCAUAGUCCAUUAUACAAAGUGACUAGAUCAGUUUGCAUGACACAACAACCCUAAACAGCACAAAGCGGU
Messenger RNA from Triplophysa rosa, 4724 nucleotides. It is a transcript of the gene cds1, whose product is annotated as CDP-diacylglycerol synthase (phosphatidate cytidylyltransferase) 1. Gene Ontology annotation, cellular component: endoplasmic reticulum membrane. The coding region runs from base 254 to 1612 and encodes 452 amino acids. The record is from RefSeq and is a predicted model, not a curated record. Lineage: Eukaryota; Metazoa; Chordata; Actinopteri; Cypriniformes; Nemacheilidae. The transcript has 13 exons. Gene Ontology annotation, molecular function: phosphatidate cytidylyltransferase activity.